AAAAACUGAAGCUCACUCGCACACACGAAGAACUACGAGAAGAGGAGCUAAGUUCAGUGUAAAGAGAAUAAGUUGGGUGCAGCGACGAUAGGCUGGCACCGCAGACAUUCAUUAUAUAGAGGCAUAUUUAACCCCCUUCUCAUUUCAACUGUUUUAGUAUUUCAAUCCCUAGCACCUGCAAAAUACACGCAUCAAGACCAAGCAGACCAGGCAGAGACCUUAACACAGGAGGGCCUGCUUUGAUUGGGGCAGCCGGUAAAUGGGUUCGGAAGUGCAGCCGCAGCUGUCCUGUCAUCCUCUGCUCGUUUGCAAGACUUUGGAGAUGUAUAACUACUUUCACGUUGGAUUUUAAAAGAUAAAUAAACAGAAUCACACCGUUAAAUAGACGAAAACCAGACAUUUGCCAACAGUGCGAUUUGGCGUACGUGUUUAUAUUCGCAAAAACACGAUGGCAUGGUAAUAGUACAUUUAAAGUAACAAUUUACGCUUGUCGGCAGAUUCGGACUCUUGUGGAUUAUAUAUUAGAAGGCGACAUAACGGCACAACUAGCUAAGUAACUAAAGUAAAGCAGACUUGUGUAAAACGGAUACGAAAGUCGGAGGGAGAGCACACUGGAUCAACAGUGUCAGACACUCCUGCACAGAAAAAAAAACAGAAAACAACGAGGAAAGUGAAGUGAAUGUGCUGCUGUCCUUCAUUCCCUUAAAGAGAACACACCGGUAUAGGGGGACACCUCAUCGCGGACACAAGGGAGAGAGUAAGGAUUGCAGACAGGUGUAUCCACGCAUCGCAUAUUCCAGGGUAUGCGGGAUCUGAGCUGAAGAUGGAACUUUUCAGGAUUUUAUUGUUUUCUAUCCUUCAUCUAUACGUUAAAGGGCAAGGAGUUUAUGCUCCAGCAAGCGGUCAGAUAGUGCACUCAGGCCAGGCGUGUGUAGUGAAGGAUGACAACAUCAGUGAGCGAGUCUACACCAUUCGGGAGGGAGACAUGCUGGUGCUGCAGUGCCUGGUCAAGGGACAUCCCAGACCACAGAUACGUUGGACAAAGACGGCGGGCAGCGCCUCAGACAAGUUCCAGGAGACAUCGAUCUUCAACGAGACGCUGCAGAUCCAGAACAUCCAGAGGAUACAGGGAGGCAGAUACUACUGUAAAGCCGAGAACAGGAUAGGGGUGCCUGCCAUCAAGUCCAUUCGAGUAGAUGUUCAGUAUCUAGACAUGCCAACCCUGACCGUUCACCAGACUAUCAGUGAUGUGCGAGGCAGCUACUACCAGGAGAAGACCGUCUUCCUUCGCUGCACCGUGAACUCCAACCCGCCAGCUCGGUUCAUCUGGAAACGAGGCUCUGAGGUCAUCACACACAACCAGGACAAUGGUGUGGACAUUUACGAGCCGCUCUACACACAGGGUGAGACAAAAGUUUUGAAGCUGAAAAACUUGCGGCCACAGGACUUCGCCAACUACACAUGCCAGGUGUCCGUGCGAAAUGUGUGCAGCAUCCCGGACAAGUCAAUCACUUUCCAGCUCACAAAUGCCACCUCGCCUCCUGCUCUCAAGCUCUCGGUGGAUGAGACUCUGGUUGUGAACCCCGGUGACAAUGUGACCAUGUCCUGCCUGGUAACGGGUGGCAUUCCCACCCCUGUGAUCACCUGGACGCACUACCCAGGGCCCAUACCCACCACCGCCAGAGUCCAGGGGGGCACAGUGACCCUGCAGAAUGUCAAGGUCCAGGACUCGGGCUACUACAACUGCACCGCUGUCAACAAUGUGGGCAACCCAGCCAAGAAGACUGUGAAUCUCAUCGUGAGAGCCAUGAGCAACAUUACCUUCCAGAUUACGCCUGACCCCAACAAAGACAGCGAGACCAUCCAGAUGGAGCAGGAUGUGAAGCUGUCCUGCCAUGUGGAUGCACAGCCCCAGGACAAGGUCAACUACACCUGGUACAAGAACGGCCUCCCAGUGCGCCCCUCCAAGACCUUGGUAAUCCUUCGCAAUGACCCCGAGCUGGACCCUGGCACCUGCAGCCUGGAGAUCUUCUACAUGAACUUCCGAGACCAGGCCACCUACAGCUGCGUGGCCUCAUUUACAGGAACCCCCAUUCCGGAGCUGAAGAUUGAGGUCAACCUCACACGGAAUACUGUGGUCCCACCUGUGUUGACAGUACCCAAGGACCGCGCUACGGUCAUGGUGCGAGAGGGCUCGCGCGUAGAGCUGCAGUGCGAUGUUUCUGGGAAGCCCAGACCCCCUGUGCUGUGGUCUCGUGCCGACAAGGAGCUGCCCAUGCCAUCAGGGGACUGGCUGGUGGAGACUAGGGAUGGCAGGCUGAGAUUGGACAACGUGACGCGAGACAUGAGUGGCUCCUACCGCUGCCAGACUGCCAGGUUCAACGGGCUCAAUAUCAAACCCCGCCAGGCUCUGGUGCAACUCAAUGUGCAGUUCGCCCCCAUUGUGGACCCCCAGUCCCUGGAUGUGCGCACUCGGACGGGGGACAGCGUGACUCUGAGGUGCAUCAUGCUGAAAGCGAACCCCCAACGCAUUGCCUCAUCGACGUGGAGAUUGAACGGCCGCCUGAUCCGGUCCGCUCGCCCCGAGCUCCAGGACUACUCGGAGUGGCAGAUCGACAGCUUCAGCCAGCUGAGCAAUGGCACGUACGAGUGCAGCAUCUCCAAUGACGUGGGCACCUCCACAUGCGUCUUCUACGUGUCUGCCAAGGCGUACAACCCUGACUUCUACUAUGACACCCCAGCCCCGAUAAAGAAGGACAACCGAAACUACUCCUACACCCUGCAGUGGACCCAGAGAGAGCCCGAAGCGGUGGACGUUGUAAUCGGGUACAAACUGGAGGUCAGACAGCUGAACUUCCAGAGCUACAUGUCAAAGCAGAUCCAGGUGGGGACCCCUCAGAAGGGGGUACUUCUCCAGCACAUACUCUCUGACCUGAAGAUCCCGCUGAGCUAUGAGGUGCGGCUCACCCCCAUCACAAACUUUGGCCCUGGGGACACCAGCAUGAGAAUCAUCGAGUACAGCGAGCCCUACAGCUACCCAGGACGUUCAGACCAGGCAUGCGGCUUUGAGGUGGAGAAGAUCUGUGGCUUUACUCAAGACAAGAAGGAUGACUUUGACUGGACGCGGCAGAAUGCCAAUACCCAGAAUCCCAAGCGCUCACCCAACACGGGACCCACCAAAGACCGCAGUGGAACCCGGGAAGGGUACUACAUGUACAUCGAAGCCUCUCGGCCCCGGGUUCCAGGCGACAAAGCCCGCUUAGUCAGCCCGUUGUAUAAUGUGACGACCAAGGCAAAGGGCCCUUACAAUACCCCCUUCUGCAUCUCCUUCUACUACCACAUGUAUGGCAAGCAUAUUGGCUCCCUGAACGUGCUGGUAAGGGUGAAGAGUAUCGGGGCUCUCGACACGCAGGUCUGGACUCUCUCUGGAAACCAGGGACCCAACUGGCAGCAGGCCAACAUAACCAUCAACCCCCGUGGGCCCUUCCAGGUUGUAUUCGAGGGUGUUCGGGGCAGUAGCUAUGAAGGGGACAUUGCAAUCGAUGACAUCUAUGUGGCGAGAGGCAAAUGCCCAAUGAACAGGGAAACAAUGUCUGAAGCGGUGUCCGUGAAGGGAUCCUCAGCAGCUCUCUCCCUGCCGAUCUACACUGGGCUGCUCGCGCUGUUCUCAACAGCCCUGUUCCACAGAUGAUGACGACUAAAGAUGACUGCCUACCUACCUGUCUGCCGGUGGACUACUACUGCCCUGCCCCCCCCUUCCCUCUCUCACUUUUACUGCCUCUCUUAUCUGUGUCUGUCUCUACAUCUCUCUCAUCUUUCUCUCUCACUUUCUUUUACCCUUUUUGAACUGUCAACUCAAAACAAUCAAUACCGUACCCAUCCUCUCCUUUAUUCUGCAUCUUUUUUCUCAUCCCCACUUCAUACCAUAACCAGUCCCACUCUUUCAGCCUGCAUUUUCUCCCUCCAUUUUGUAUCUCCCUCUUUUGUCCAUCCUUCCUUCCUCAUCCCAUGUUGUUUCUUAUUUUUUUUCCUGUUACAGCACUUUUUAUUCCUCAAUCGCUCUCCGUUUUACCUUUUUUCAUUCAUUUGAAUGUUUUUCCUCUCCUCUGUUCUUUUCUCCCACCUUCCUUCCCUCCCUCCCUCCCUCCCCAGGACACCAACGAGUCUAAAAAAAUCUACCAAAGACUUCAAGCAGCGUGAACCUGUAAAGGAGAGCUGCACAGAAAUCCGUUGAUUGUUAAACAAGGUGGUGGACUAGGACUGGGAAAUGAUUUAAAAGGCAAACAAAGCAAGGGACCCCCUUUGUGUUGCUGAAAUAAGAUCUUUCCUGUGAUUGCACUUCUGUUCGAGAAGGUGACGGACUAAUCAAUGGAUUUUUUUUUAAAGAAUGGAAAACAAAAGAAGCACAAGUUUGUACUGAUUUUUCCCUUGUUUUUUUUUUUUGGUUUGUUUGUUUGCCGUCUUGAUGAACUACUUACAUUUCUUCUUUGUUACAGCAAAAUAACUCUCUUUCUGUAUCUUAUUUUCUUAACGGGAUGAGAAGAUGGCUAGAACUGUUUGUUUGACUCCACUACUGCUUAAGUACUGUGCUGUACUGUCUUUGAGAUUGUAGACUGCACCAGUGCUGUGCCCAUCUCUCUGUGUAUGGAGACUGCAGACUGCACCAGUGCUGUGCCCAUCUCCCUGUGUAUGGAGACUGCAGCUGUGCCCAUCUCUCUGUGUACGGAGACUGCGCAUCGCUUACAUUCAUUUAUCCCAUGUACUCCAUUACAGCUGCAUGUACGCCAUUGUACUCAUAUAUUGUAUCCCAGUGCAAAAAGCCCAGUGCCCGGCAGGGGCAGUGACUGCUUUGCUCUGCGACUCUCCUCUCCUCUCCUCUCUAUAGCUGAAGCUGUGUCUGCACUAGUGCCCAAAGAAACUCCCUCUUUAUUACGCUAUUUGAUUCACAUCAAAAAUAAAUUAAAUACUGAAAAUGGUGAAUUAGUGAAGGGCCCUUUAUACAGGAAUAUAUAGGGUUUAAAAUACAAUACAAUAGUGAUUUAUAAAGCACCUUCUGUAAAACACCUCAAAGUUCUGAACAUAUAAUAAACAAAAUUAAAUGCCUCGUCAGACAAAUAGGUUUUUAAUCUAGAUUUUAGAAUUGCCACUGAUGUGGAGUCCCUGAUAUGUUUCAGCAGAGAAUUCCAUAAAUGGGGAGCGCAGUGCCUGAAUACCCUCCCUACCUCCCACAGUUUUGAACUGAGCUUUCGGGAUGGUCAAUAACUCUGCAGUAGAAGGGCUUAGAGAAUGGGCUGUAAUGUAUUCAGACAACAUGUCUAAAAAGUACUGAAGAGCUAAUAUUACUGUCAACAGUGACCAAAUUACUGAAUUAUCGAGGGAGAGCUGUACUAUUGAAAAAGAAGUGGACUACCCUCUAUCAACAGGGCUCAUACAUCUCUUAGGAUCGCUGAUCUUCAAGCCAACCCAAGUCCAGCAGUCCCUCGAUUCCUAGCUCAAUGCUCUCAGCUAAGGAACCAUGCCCAUGUUAACUGCACACAGAGCACAGAAGCCCUUGGCAGUGUAAACACAGCUCGGGAGUCUAGAGCAGAGCAGUCAUGCCUGAGGUGUGCGAGAUGUGAUAUAGAAAAUAGUGGACUAUGGUCUAUUUAUAUAUAUAUACAAAAAAAAAGGUUGUGUAUGCAGACCUGUGUAACUUAGUUUCUUAUAGGUUCUACCUUAGUAUUCAUAUUCACUCUGCAACAGGUAGAUCACAGGAAUGGUGAAUAAUAAUGUAAAAAUGUACUUCAAACAGAACAGGUUGAUUCUGGUUCUGAUCUAUAUGCAUAUAAACAAGUGUGGCCAUGUAUCCAGGUUAAGGACCAGUAUGAUUGUAUUCAAUACCUUGUGUUCAGAGCUCUGUGUAUACAUUAUGGGGCCUGUAUGCAGACUCACAUGGAUGCACCCUGUACAUUGACAGGUAGACUGAAAAUAUAAAGAGGGCAGGUGCUGGGUUUUGAAUAUUCUAUGUCAUGUAUCAAAAUAUUUUAGAGGAAAACAAUAUAUCUGAGAGAUAGUUUGGAAACAAAGCAUUUGCCUGCAGCCCUGUAUCAUAUAUGAAAUGCAUUUGCAGGUGAAACACACUGCCAGAAUAAUUUAAGCACCUUAGCUUGAACACAAGCUUGUUUCUGACCUGUUACAUCAAAUAGCCAGUGCUUAGGAGUCACAGAAUGGACUACACCGCUGCCCUGGCCACCACUUGACGUUGAAGAAUGUUCUCCUGGACACCUGGCACACCCAGCCCAAGGUGUGGGUCAGAUCCUAACUAACAUCCAAGUGUCGUCAGGCACUCAAGGAAAAUGGCAGCGGGCCAAGACCAUGUUAAGCAGUGAAUAUCAUUGCUGGUCUUACACAGACUUGUAUGUUCAUUUUAACAACGUUUUGAAGCCUGAUUGUUUGUAAUGGCACAUUGAAUUGAACCACUAACCUUAAGGUUCAAGGUAACCGUACCAUUCAACUUAAGAGCAAGCUCUAUAGUCGAGAGGUGAGUAUGGGUCUUAUGCUGAUGUCAUUGGCCUGCCGUCAGUUGCCAACGUAGGGCCAACCAAACUGCCGACAUAAGCCCAACAUUGGCCUAACUAAAAAUUGCUGUCUGUGUAUGUUACUGUAAAUUCAUAGUAUGGGUAACCAUGGGAAAACAUGGGCAAACUGCAAAAUAACCAUGCACAUUCCCUGUGGUAAACUUUUAAAAGGAGACAAAUAAACCAGUCGAAUGAUACAGGGCUGCAGUGCCAGUGUGGCUGGAAGUUGUUGUCAUGGUGCGUGCUGUGAUAGAGAGGAGAGAGAUUGUGUGAUAAGAUUUCAUUCUACAUUGUCACCUGCUUUCUGCUCUCAAAUGUUCUUAAAUCAAGUUGGUAAUUGUAUUUUGUUAUGCAGAAGAAGAUAUCUUGUUAUUUACAUUUAUUGAUAAAAAUGUAAAAUCCUUUAAAGCGCAAUGAGGAGGCUUCUGUGGCUGGCUAUUAAACUCUCCAGCGUUGAGUCAGA
Acipenser ruthenus (sterlet) is the source of this 7020-nucleotide messenger RNA. Its product is annotated as MAM domain-containing glycosylphosphatidylinositol anchor protein 1. Gene Ontology annotation, molecular function: protein binding. The record is from RefSeq and is a predicted model, not a curated record. The transcript is spliced from 18 exons. Lineage: Eukaryota; Metazoa; Chordata; Actinopteri; Acipenseriformes; Acipenseridae. Gene Ontology annotation, biological process: homophilic cell-cell adhesion. Gene Ontology annotation, cellular component: plasma membrane. Bases 824 to 3691 code for a protein of 955 amino acids.